Hyposmocoma kahamanoa is the source of this 675-nucleotide messenger RNA. RefSeq names its product protein Dr1 (gene NC2beta). Gene Ontology annotation, biological process: positive regulation of transcription by RNA polymerase II; chromatin remodeling; RNA polymerase II preinitiation complex assembly. Gene Ontology annotation, cellular component: negative cofactor 2 complex. NCBI's taxonomy places the organism in Eukaryota, Metazoa, Arthropoda, Insecta, Lepidoptera, Cosmopterigidae. Gene Ontology annotation, molecular function: general transcription initiation factor activity; core promoter sequence-specific DNA binding; protein heterodimerization activity. The record is from RefSeq and is a predicted model, not a curated record. The coding region runs from base 1 to 552 and encodes 183 amino acids. The transcript is spliced from 3 exons.
AUGGGAAGCCCAGAAAGAGAAUUGUGCCCUCCGCCAUCAGAAGAAGACGAACUAACCUUACCCAGAGCCAGUAUCAAUAAAAUGAUCAAAGAAUUAGUGCCAUCUGUUAGAGUCGCAUUCGAGUCUAGAGAAUUAAUUCUUAACUGUUGCACGGAAUUCAUACACUUACUGAGCUCAGAGGCCAAUGAAGUUUGUAACCAAAGUAAUAAGAAGACGAUUAAUGCAGAACACGUGCUCACGGCUCUUGACAGAUUGGGGUUCAGUGACUACACAAUAGAGGCAGAUGCAGUACUGAAAGAUUGCAAAGCUGUGGCCGCCAAACGUCGUAGACAAAGCACUCGUCUUGAAAAUCUUGGAAUACCCGAGGAAGAGCUUCUUAGGCAACAACAAGAACUAUUUGCAAAGGCACGAGAGGAACAAGCAAAACAAGAGCAGCAGCAAUGGCUGCUUCUGCAGCAACAGACAAUGAGUGCAGAAGGCACUCCACAGCCAUAUGUACCUCCUCCUACUGGACCUAAAAAUGAUGAUGAAGAGGAUGAUGACUACUCAUAAAUUUACUAUAGAACAACAGCAACAUUUAAUUGACCAGAGUCCAUGUUAGACUUGUGCAAAUGUGUAAAUAUUGGUCUCAAAAAAAUUAGACUUUACAAUAAGGACCUGUUAAUUUUAAGUUAU